Molecule: messenger RNA, 1425 nt
Organism: Drepanopeziza brunnea f. sp. 'multigermtubi' MB_m1
Lineage: Eukaryota; Fungi; Ascomycota; Leotiomycetes; Helotiales; Drepanopezizaceae
Biological process (GO): mitotic sister chromatid segregation; cell division
Cellular component (GO): MIS12/MIND type complex
Source: RefSeq, a predicted model, not a curated record
AUGACUACUAUCGUACGCACGCGAAAUCCUUUAGAAACUUUGAGCAUGAGCCAACAGCCAUCGGCGCGAAGGAGAAGCAAGCGGCUUGCGGCAUACGACGAGCAGGAUGGAGACUUCGAAUUUACGCGUGGACCGAAACGAGCGAAGACCGCGCCGGCACCGCCAGAACCUCUACCUACAGUGGCUCCAGCUCCGUCGGCAAAGAGGGGUAGGAAGCCGAAAGAGAAGGAACGUGACGAUGAGCCAGCCGCGACAGCCAAAACCCCCGGGGUCCGGAAGAUGAGCUUCUCGACCCCGACUGCUGAGAAGACUUCCCUAGCGGUGCCCAAGAAGCGGAAAAUGACGCGUUCCUCCACCAGCAAAGCUCCACAUGAAGAUGAGAACGGAGAUAUGUCCAGGGCGAACCCGGCAGAAGACGAGCGCGUCGAUGUAGUGGGUGGCACGAAUAUAGAUGCCGUGGGGUCAUUUGUGGAUCACAGCAAGCAGUCUACCACAAUCGCGCUUCCUUUCAGCGACACGCCCAUAAUAAAUCGUAACAAGGAACUGAGGAAGAAGGGGGGAAAGGGGCCACGGAGAAGUAGUCUGGGGCUUCGAGGGCGGAGGGCAAGCUCUUUGAUAGAUAAUGGACACAGCGCGAUUCCGCACCGCGAGGUGGAAACAUCGGAGUUCUACAAGCACAUUGAGGCGGAAGGAUUGAGCGAGCCCAGGAGGAUGAAACAGCUGUUGACUUGGACUGGAGAGAGAUGCAUGGGCGAGAAACCGUCCUAUGGAGAUUUGAAUACCAAGGAAUUAUUAGCAGCGCGGAUGGUCCAGGAUACAGCGCGAAUGGUUCAAGAAGCUUUGUUGAAAGAUUUUGCGAACAAAUCUGAAUUCUCUGACUGGUUUAAUCGAGAAGAAUCGGCGCCGAGAAAGGUCAUCAAGAAGCCCAAUCCUCGAAACACCGAGCUCGAAGAGAACCUUGGCGGGCUAGAAGCACGAAUAAAGUUACUGCGAGAAGAACGAGAUCAAUGGAAGGUACUCUCGAAACCGACACCCUCACUUCCUCCAAUAAUUUCCGAAGACACAGCCGAACUGGGCCCUUCGCACAUUGACGCCUCACUCUUGACACCCGAACAAGCCGCAAUACUCUCGGAGAUCUCCUCCUCGUCUGCGCUGGAAACCAGGAAACAGGCAUCCGAGCGACUACAGACUUUACAAUCGGAUCUAGAAUUCAACGUGGACCGAUUCGCGGACGGGGUGCACAAGUUAGAACAAUAUCAGCAAACUGUCGGAAGAGUGGCCGACAAAAUACUAGCACUGAGUGCUGUGAGAUUAGAGGAAAGAGACCGAAGAGAAAGGGCGGAAAUCGGUACACGAGAUCUGCCUAUGCAAGAAGUGCUGCGCAGUCUGAGUCGGAUACUGCCAGAGGGAACCAAAGGGAAGUGA